AACGGAUUAACCUCUACAAUAUCAUUAAUCGUACAGAGUCGUUUCCCUAGUUGAGCGCAAUUAGGAAAACUGUUGGUAAAAAUGUACGUUUGGUUCAACAACAAAUGGGCCGCAAUCACAAUAGCUGCCGCUACUGUGGUUGUCUCCCGGUUAAUUUACGCGACAAUAAAAUAUGUGCGCAGCAGAAAAUCGGAGAAGGAAGUCCUGAACAUUCUCAUAUUUAAUGAGCUGAGCGGCUCAUGUGCCGCAAAGCAUUCCCAAAAAGCGCCAUUUAAGUGUCGCAACAAAUACUGCACAAAGAGCCACAUUCAGAGCAUUGUCCAUCAAAUUGAUCAGGCGCAGUAUUGCAUCGAUAUUGCAAUCUAUACAUUUACCAUAAUAGAGCUCUUUGAAGCCCUCAAGCGUGCGCUGCGCCGUGGAGUCACAAUUCGCGUGAUCAGUGACCACGAGAUGAUCUGUUCAAGCGGCUCGAAGGUUUCAAGUCUGAACAGAUUGGGCGUUGAGGUACGCAUGCCACGAACAACGGCCAUGAUGCAUCACAAGUUCAUGGUGAUCGAUGGAGGGGCACGCGUGGAUGAUCUGUGGCUAAGAGAUCGGAAAUCGAAACCACGUGCCUGCCAAAGUGUCGUGGUUUAUGGCUCGAGCAACUGGACAUUGCAAGGCUUUAAUGGAAACUGUGAGAAUUGCGUGAUUACCUCGGACAGGCAAAUGACUGGACAAUUUCAAGCUGAAUUCGACAGAAUGUGGAAAUCCUUUGAAUAUUCUUCAUGUAACGUCAAAGCGUGCAUCAAAUAGUUUCUUUAUUCAUUUCAUAUA
This is a messenger RNA of Drosophila novamexicana, 816 nucleotides long. RefSeq names its product mitochondrial cardiolipin hydrolase (gene zuc). Gene Ontology annotation, biological process: piRNA processing. The transcript is spliced from 2 exons. The record is from RefSeq and is a predicted model, not a curated record. NCBI's taxonomy places the organism in Eukaryota, Metazoa, Arthropoda, Insecta, Diptera, Drosophilidae. Gene Ontology annotation, molecular function: RNA endonuclease activity producing 5'-phosphomonoesters, hydrolytic mechanism. Gene Ontology annotation, cellular component: mitochondrion. Bases 82 to 795 code for a protein of 237 amino acids.